Rhincodon typus (whale shark) is the source of this 2091-nucleotide messenger RNA. Its product is annotated as multidrug and toxin extrusion protein 1-like. The transcript has 17 exons. Bases 7 to 1743 code for a protein of 578 amino acids. Gene Ontology annotation, molecular function: xenobiotic transmembrane transporter activity; antiporter activity. Gene Ontology annotation, cellular component: membrane. Lineage: Eukaryota; Metazoa; Chordata; Chondrichthyes; Orectolobiformes; Rhincodontidae. Gene Ontology annotation, biological process: xenobiotic detoxification by transmembrane export across the plasma membrane. The record is from RefSeq and is a predicted model, not a curated record.
AGAAAAAUGGAGAAUUCAGUGCAGCUAAGCUCUGGCAAUGUUCCCCUGUCAAGUAGAAGAUUUGAUAAUCUGUUUCUGAGGAAAAUAAGGGGAUGGAUACCCAGCAACUUUUGGCAAGAAGCGAAACUUAUAUCAAGACUGGCUGGGCCAGUGUGUCUGACAGAGCUGAUGACACUCUUAAUAAGUAUUGUCAGCUCUGCAUUCUGUGGACAUUUAGGAAAAAUUGAAUUGGACGCAGUCAGUCUUGCUACAGCGACAACAACUGUAUUAGGUACCUCCAUCGGUGUCGGGUUGUCUGCAGCAUGCGACACACUCUUAUCUCAGACGUUUGGCAGUAAGAACCUGAAGCGAAUCGGAGUGAUUCUCCAACGAGGGAUCCUCAUUCUCCUGAUCGCCUGCUUUCCCUGCUGGGCUUUCUUCAUAAACACUGAGCACAUUUUAUUGGCUUUGAAACAGUCUCCUGCAGUAGCCAAGUUAGCACAAAACUAUGCGAUGAUAUUCAUUCCUGGUCUUCCUGCAGCAUUUCUUUAUGUCUUAGAGGUCAAGUACCUUCAGAACCAGGGGAUUAUCCUGCCUCAGAUUAUCAUUGGUUUCUUAACUAACAUCUUAAAUGCUGUCAUCAAUUACGUCCUGCUAUUUGUACUGAUGCUAGGAGUGCCGGGCUCAGCAGCUGCUAAUGUGAUUUCUCAGUACUGCCAAGUUAUUUUCCUGUUUGUUUACAUUCGAUGGAAAAAAUUGCAUGAAAAGACUUGGGAAGGAUGGUCCACUGACUGCCUGCAGGAGUGGGGUCCCUUUCUACAGCUGGCAAUUCCCAGCAUGGCCAUGAUAUGUGUUGAAUGGUGGUCUUUUCAUAUUGGAACAUUCCUCGUAGGGUUAAUUAAUGAAGUUCAACUUGGAGCCCAGUCCAUUAUUUUUCAGACAAUCACAAUAGCAUACAGGGUGUCUGUAGGGUACAGUGUGUCUGCAACUGUUCAUGUGGGGAAAGCGCUUGGAGGCAGUAAUCCACAGCAGGCUGUAAACUAUGCAAAAGUUGCUAUAUACUGCGAUGCAUGUAUCUGCUUAAUAAAUGCAGUGAUACUUGGAGCAGUAAGGUCUGUGGUGGGUUAUGUCUUCACCAGUGACAAAGAAAUUGUUCAGCUGGCUGCGGAAGUAGUUCCACUAUCUGCUGUGUUUCAUCUCUUUGAUUCUGUAUCGGGUGUGUGUGGUGGAGUGUUAAGGGGAGCUGGGAAGCAAAAAUUGGGAGCGAUCGGCAACCUGGUCGGAUACUACCUAAUUGGAUUUCCCAUUGGAAUUACCCUGAUGUUUGCUGUAAAACUUGGUGUAUUUGGUCUCUGGUGUGGAAUGCUCAUUUGCGUGCUUGUACAGUUAGUUUUCUUUCUGACAGUGAUUUACAGAAUCAACUGGAAUAAAGCAUCUGAUGAGGCUCUGGUUAAUGCAGGUGUGGUGAAAGACAUGGACACCGCAAACAGUGCCUCUGGUGGUCAAAUGCAGGAUAUCUCAACAGAAGUAGACACAGGGAACUGUGCAAUGAAUCCGAUUCCCAGUGUUUGUCAAUCGGAACUACAGACAGAGGAGGACCAGGUGAUGGAUACGUCUUCCAUUGUGGACACUGGAGUUACCACAGUCGGAGAAAUCCUGUCCACAAAACAACUGAUCAUUCGCCGUGGCCUAGCCUUCCUCUCAGGACCCCUGAUCCUGGCCAUUGGACUGAUGAUACACUUCAUUCUCGCAAAAGGCUUGUAGGCUCGCAAGGAAAAGACAGAGCACUGUUACUCACUAAAUAAAAACUGAAAGAACUGCGGAUACUGUAAAUCAGGAACAAAAACAGAAGUUGCUGGAAAAUCUCAGCAGGUCUGGCAGCAUCUGUGAAGAAAAACUCAGAGUUAUUGCUUCGGGUCAACUUCUGAGGAAGGGUCACCGGACCCGAAAAGUUAACGCUGAUUUUUUUUCUUCACAGUUACUCCCUGCAGCAUGAAUAGUGACAGUUUGACCAAAGGGCAACAGAGGCCAAAGUUCAUAUAAAACCUGUUCUUAUUGAUGAAAUCCAAGCUAAUACCAGAUAAACAAUUAAAAAAGAAUUAUUAACAACAA